CAUGCGUGGUGCAGAACUGCCAGGAGACGCCGCUCGGGGGAAGAACAGGGAGUUCUUUCCUGCGUUCUGUGCGGACUUUGGUGUUGUGAGUUACGGGUUCGUCCGGGCGUAUCACCGCUGUGUGGGCAGCCGAUAUGUUAUCCCGUUCCCGGUGUCUCACGCGCUCUGUCGGUCGCUCUAUUGUCGCCUUCCGACAGGGUAACAAUAUUCUAGCGAGACGAGCUGCUUCAGGCAUACCGGCUUCUCAGUGCUUCACCGUUAGGAACGAUCUGAAAUUUGAGACGAGGCCCAGUAUCUUCCAGAUCAGAUACUUCAAAACUACUCCAUCCCACAGGAAUGAAGUUAUUACCAUCAACACGCCAGCAUUUGCCGAGUCUGUCACAGAGGGAGAUGUGAGGUGGGAGAAAGCCGUGGGGGACACCGUCGCAGAAGAUGAGGUGGUUUGUGAAAUUGAGACUGACAAGACGUCAGUGCAGGUGCCGUCUCCGGCUGCAGGAGUGAUCGAGGAGCUCCUGAUUCCUGAUGGAGGCAGAGUGGAGGGAGGCACUCCUCUGUUUAAGCUGAGAAAAGGAGCCGGCGCUCCCAAGGCAGCCGCUGCCCCAACUCCAGCAGCUGAGGCCCCAGCAGCUGCAGCACCUUCUCCACCACCACCACCACCACCUCCUUCUGCUGCUACAGUAGGGCCCAUCCCAACCACCAUGCCCCCUGUGCCACCCGUACCAGCACAGCCUACCAUUUCCAAACCAGUUUCAGCCAUCCAAUCCACUGCAGCUCCUGCUGCCCCAGCUGCCGAUGCCGUAGCAAAGGGAGCACGCUCCGAGCACAGGGUUAAGAUGAAUCGGAUGAGGCUGAGGAUUGCUCAGAGGCUUAAAGAAGCUCAGAACACCUGUGCCAUGUUGACAACUUUCAAUGAGGUGGACAUGAGCAACAUCACAGAGAUGAGGAAGGUCUACAAAGAUGCUUUCCUCAAGAAGCACGGCAUCAAACUGGGCUUCAUGUCUGCCUUCGUGAAAGCAGCUGCCUAUGCGUUGGUGGACCAGCCAGCAGUCAACGCAGUAAUUGAUGACACAACCAAAGAGAUUGUGUACCGGGAUUAUGUGGACAUCAGUGUGGCAGUAGCGACACCAAAGGGAUUAGUGGUGCCAGUAAUUAGAGGUGUAGAAGGAAUGAACUUUGCAGAUAUCGAAAAAUCGAUAAAUGAGCUGGGAGAAAAGGCACGUAAGAAUGAGCUGGCAGUGGAGGACAUGGAUGGUGGCACAUUCACCAUCAGUAAUGGUGGAGUUUUCGGCUCACUCUUUGGCACACCCAUCAUCAACCCACCACAGUCGGCCAUUCUGGGCAUGCAUGGCAUCUUUGACAGGCCAGUGGCUGUUGGUGGCAAGGUUGAGGUCAGGCCCAUGAUGUACGUGGCUCUGACAUACGACCAUCGUUUGAUUGAUGGCAGAGAGGCCGUCACCUUCCUGCGUAAAAUCAAAUCUGUGGUAGAGGACCCCAGGGUGCUCCUUUUGGAUAUGUGAGAUGUCAUGGUGCGCACAUGAAUGGCUGAUUUUCUCAGAGUCUCGCACAGUGGUUAUCCCCCCCCCCCAAAAAAAAAGUCUGUACUGCAUAUGAUUUUACUGUGUUGGUUAACUAUGGAAAGAAGCCUUCUGAAUGUUCAUUUACUUGACAGUAGUAAGAAGGUGACAGUUGAACAUUUGCAUGGGCUAGGCAGGAAAAAGGAACGUUCUUGUACAGGUGUCUCUGCUGGCGUCUUCUUAGCAAGGAGGCUGUCAUACUACUCAUCACAAGUGCUUCUUUGCCAUUGUUUAACUUAAUAUGUAUGAUUUAUUGUAAUACGUAUGUAGUUAUGUAUAAGUUCUUCAGAAUAUUGGUUUCCUAAUUGGUAAAUCAAGCACAGAAGUAGACAGUAUGAUGUUUCACAGUGUGUGUGUGUGUUCUGAAGAGGUAGCAACCCAUCAGUCGACCAGCACACGUUCACAAAGUCAGCAUACUUUUUUACCCACAUUGGUACAUGCUUGUAUACUUGCGUUUACAGUAUGGUCCUUAAACAACGUCAAAUUCAACUCACUGGGAACAGAUUCUGUCUCUGCUGUGUAAAGAAACCCAUUUAAGGAGAAAAAGGCCUUUGAACAAUAAAUGAAUUUAAAAAAUU
Neoarius graeffei (lesser salmon catfish) is the source of this 2152-nucleotide messenger RNA. RefSeq names its product dihydrolipoamide S-succinyltransferase (gene dlst). Gene Ontology annotation, molecular function: dihydrolipoyllysine-residue succinyltransferase activity. Gene Ontology annotation, biological process: tricarboxylic acid cycle. Gene Ontology annotation, cellular component: oxoglutarate dehydrogenase complex. The record is from RefSeq and is a predicted model, not a curated record. Lineage: Eukaryota; Metazoa; Chordata; Actinopteri; Siluriformes; Ariidae. The coding region runs from base 135 to 1517 and encodes 460 amino acids. The transcript has 15 exons.